Solanum tuberosum (potato) is the source of this 2237-nucleotide messenger RNA. RefSeq names its product CMP-sialic acid transporter 2. The record is from RefSeq and is a predicted model, not a curated record. The transcript has 17 exons. Bases 565 to 1782 code for a protein of 405 amino acids. Gene Ontology annotation, molecular function: pyrimidine nucleotide-sugar transmembrane transporter activity. Gene Ontology annotation, biological process: pyrimidine nucleotide-sugar transmembrane transport. NCBI's taxonomy places the organism in Eukaryota, Viridiplantae, Streptophyta, Magnoliopsida, Solanales, Solanaceae. Gene Ontology annotation, cellular component: Golgi membrane.
GUAUAGUAUAGUCUGUGACAAUAACUUCACACCAAAUGAAUGUGUUUUACUAUGGAAGCAAAGUGAUAGAUAGAGAGCCUCUCCCUCCUUUAUUAAAAAAAAACUAAAUCCAUUGCCCCUUUUACAACUCCCUCCCUCUCUCUCCCCCCCGCAUCUUAAAACAACCAAACAAACACUAUUCAAACUCUUUCACAAUUCCCUUCCUAAAUCUCCAAAUUUCAACUUUUACUCCCUGCUAGUUACUCGUCUCAGCUCAACUCGGUCCGUCGGUCGGUGAGCCGGACUUAUCUGGAUCUGGCCGGAAUAUUUGUCUUCCCGCCAACAUAUUGAUUUUUCCCACUUCUCUCACAGGGAAGUUGUUGUCAUGCAAAAAGAUUUGAUUUUUAUCGGUUGGAUAGUGAGAUCUGUGCUUUCUAAAUUUUGCAUUUUCAUCAUCUCUGCUUGGAAUGAUAGGGAGAGGUGAAGUCAGGACUUAUUCAGCUGCAGCUGCAGUAAGAAUUGAAAAAGAGCAAGUGCAUUUGUUCAGUGAGUUUCUUUAGAGCUGAAAUACUAAGCAGUUGACUCAUGAAGAACGGUAUGGCAGAAUGCGCUGUCUGUCAUUCCAAACUGGUUUCUCCAACUGUAAAAACUAUUUCAAGGGCAUAUGAUCGACACAGAAGCAAGAUUUCAUCAAAGCAACGUGCUCUCAAUGUCCUAUUGGUUGUAGGAGAUUGUAUGCUGGUUGGUUUACAGCCUGUUUUAGUAUUUAUGUCAAAAGUGGAUGGAAAAUUCAAGUUUAGUCCCGUAAGUGUCAACUUCUUGACAGAGGCGACAAAAGUCGUCUUUGCAAUAAUAAUGCUUUUAAUCCAGGCCAGGCAUCAAAAGGUUGGAGAAAAGCCACUUCUUUCAAUAUCCACAUUUGUACAGGCUGCACGAAACAAUGUGCUUCUUGCUGUACCAGCACUACUCUAUGCCAUAAAUAACUACCUAAAGUUCAUCAUGCAGUUAUAUUUCAACCCAGCAACAGUGAAGAUGCUAAGCAAUCUGAAGGUUUUGGUUAUUGCAGUGCUGUUGAAAUUUAUCAUGAAACGGCGAUUUUCCGUUAUUCAGUGGGAGGCUCUUGCUUUGUUGCUAAUUGGGAUAAGCAUUAAUCAACUUCGAUCCCUUCCUGAAGACACUACUUCUUUGGCUCUUCCAGUUACCACAAUUGCAUACAUCUAUACAAUGAUUUUUGUAACUGUGCCUUCUAUGGCCUCAGUAUUCAAUGAGUAUGCUUUGAAGAGUCAAUAUGACACUAGCAUAUAUCUCCAGAACUUAUUUCUAUAUGGAUAUGGUGCUAUAUUCAACUUUCUAGCCAUUCUUGGGAUUGCUGUAUUUAAAGGUCCUGGUAGCUUGGAUAUUUUUCAGGGUCAUUCGAAGGCAACCAUGCUUCUAAUUGUUAACAAUGCAGCGCAAGGAAUUCUGUCGUCCUUUUUUUUCAAAUAUGCUGAUACGAUUCUGAAGAAGUAUUCUUCGACCGUUGCAACAAUAUUUACAGGCAUAGCAUCUGCUUUGUUGUUUGGUCAUACACUGACCGUAAACUUUCUUCUUGGGAUUUCUGUUGUUUUCAUCUCAAUGCAUCAGUUCUUUUCACCUCUUUCAAAAGUUAAAGAUGACCAACAAAACGGGACAGUGGAGCUGAUUGAGGUCCGGGAGAACCAUAGCCCUAAAGAUUCAUCCUUUGUAAAUAUGGCAGCAGGAGCAAAUGAGGAGGCAAGUCAUCGAGUAGGACCUGAUGAAAGACAGCCACUUCUUCCAAGAUGAAGCUACUUGAACUGUCAUUUGUAGCACAUUUUGUGGUGAGCAUUUACAGGGAGUGUAGAAUACAAGGUCAUUCAGUGUAAUAUCGAGAACAAAUAAAAGAAGAAACAGUGUUGUUGUCUCUCUUUUUCUUCUCUCCAAAAUGUGGUCAAUCCCUCUGCUUCAUGGGAUUGUUUCUCCUGGAGAGAAGGAUAUGUGAGGUAGACAGACAACAGCAGUAUAGUUGUCAUGCAAUACAAAUACGAGCCUACCUAUGUUGUAUAAGUUACAAAAAGACUUGUAGUGUUUGUUACACAUGAUUUUCUUGUAAACAGUUUACAGUUAUCAAUUCUUUCAUAUAUUCUUGUAAUCAAUUCGAAUUUUGAUGAUAGAUCAGUGUUGAUGUUUAUUUACAAGGAUGUGUUAGAUUAUGCUAUCUCGGCCUUGUGAAUUUGGAUAAUGUACUAAAUUGAAGUAAA